Molecule: messenger RNA, 1323 nt
Organism: Colletotrichum navitas
Lineage: Eukaryota; Fungi; Ascomycota; Sordariomycetes; Glomerellales; Glomerellaceae
Product: ribosomal protein L4/L1 family protein
Exons: 2
Coding region: 217-1197 (326 amino acids)
Biological process (GO): translation
Cellular component (GO): ribosome
Molecular function (GO): structural constituent of ribosome
Source: RefSeq, a predicted model, not a curated record
GUUCCUUUUCGAGGAAGCUCUCUCCCAUUGAGAAAGCCGUGCACGUUAGGUACGUACCUUGCGCCUAGCGUCGUCUGAUUGGUAGCUUCGUUCGACAGGACGGGCCAAAUUUUCGUGUUUCCUGCGCCAAAAGGUGCGGCUCCCAAUCCCAUCGACGAAGAGCAUUGCGAAACCCAACGACCCCGAUCCCUCCCAUUGCUCCGUCCCGCAUACACAAUGGCCGGCAAGGGAGUCAGGAGCCUCAGCGAGGCCAUGAGGGGACUGUCCCUCUCGUCGACGUGCCGAGCGGCGAACCCUGCGACCUCGUUCGUCGGCUCAUCAAGCUUUACGAGAUCAAUGGCUACCGAGGCGCCCUUCCCCGGUAUCACGACAUCAGCCUACGCUACCCCGAAGACAACGGAACCGUGGGCACCAACCACCUCCGUCCCCGUCACGAUCCACGCCUUCCCGACCCUCGAGCCCCGUUCCCUCGAGUCCUACUCGACGAAGCACCUCUAUCUUCCUCUCCGCCGCGAUCUCCUCCAUCUCGCCGUCGUGUUCGAGGGCGACGCCACCCGACAGGGCACGGCCAGCACGAAAACCCGCUGGGAGGUCCGCGGCUCGCACAAAAAGCUGCACCCGCAAAAGGGCACCGGUCGCGCCCGCGCGGGAACGAAGCAGUCGCCCAUCCGCCGCGGCGGAGGUGUCUCCCACGGUCCCAAGCCGCGCGACUUCAGCACCCGCCUGAACCGCAAGGUGUACGACGUCGCCUGGCGCACCGCCCUCAGCUACCGCUACCGCCGCGGCCAGCUCGUCGUGUGCGAGGACGGCAUGGAGCUGCCGUUGCCGUUGGACUUCACGAAGCUCGCCGACGCCGGCGCCGUGGGACCCCAGAUCGCCGCCGAGUACCGCCGCAAGUGGAUGAUGCAGGUCCUCGAGGCCAACGAGUGGGGCAAGGCCCACGGCCGGACGCUGUUCGUCACCAACGGGCAGAGGCCGCGGCUAUGGGACACCAUGGAGGCCGCAGUCGACCAGGGCAGAUGCCUUGACGUCAACGAUGUGGACGUCAAGGACUUGUUGGAGGAGGGACGCGUGGUUAUCGAGCGGGCGGCGCUCAGGGAGAUGAUCGAGUCGCACCAGAGCGACCUGGUGACCAAGGUCUUCAUCAACGGUGCCUUGAAGACCGGGCCGGCAAUUGGCGAGCCCCUCGUUCAAUGAACAGUACGUGCUGGGUGAUUGACGGGGGAAAAAAAAGGGCGGGAAGGGAGAAGGAAGAGAACGAUCUGUGGAUAUUUGUAACACCAGUCAAAGAGGAGUAGCGAUUGUCUGAUUAGAGGGCGCCUC